AGCGCUGCACUUCUCACGCGCACACACACACACCCUGGAGGAGCAAAAGUGUCAUCUUCAGUACCCGAGGAGAGGACAGCUCCUCCCCUUGAGCUCCUCCGGACCUCCCGUGCAUUAAAAGAAGAAGAAGAAGAAGAAAAAGGAGGAAGAAGAAGAAGAACUCCGCUCGGAGGUUUUCAUGUCAGUACUUUCUGGAAGAAGUCCAAACAUCCGCUGACGGAGAGAUCCGCUGCUGACCGCGUGCUCAAUAUGUACCAGGGGCAUUUACAGGGGAAAGACUCUAGGGCUGCAGAUAGGACUGUUGCCAUGGUGCUGAAGGAGAUACCAAGUAAGGCGUCAUCAGAAGGGAAGCCCCUCCUCACAGUGACUACCAAGCUGGUCGGCGAGCAACAAGAGAGCCGCCCGCUUUUAAGUCCCUCCAUCGACGAUUUCCUCUGCGAGACCAAGUGCGAUGGGGUUUCCCGCCCAGUGACUUCAAACACAGCUGUUCUAUCUUCAACGCUGGACCUGCUGGAUCUCAGUGAACCCGGCGAAAAGAAGAGCAGCAAGGACAAAAGGAGCCCUCAGUCCUCGCGCGGCAACAGCCAGAAGAAAAACUGCCACAGGAAGAAGACGGACGAGACAGAGCUGAUCCAGGUGGAAGUUGAACAGACAGGAAAAGGCGUGAGGACUGCAGAGAGGGCGUCGACAGACUCAGUUACCGUUGUUUCAACGUUGGAUAAAUGGGAAGAGCUGAACCCGAACCCCGAGAGUAACGGAAACAGGAAAUGGAAGAUGGAGAGGCGGCGUUCUUCUAAACAUUCCUCCAAUGAGUUUCUGUGGUCCAUAGACUGUAAAACCCAAAUAGAGCCGAUGAACAAGAAUGCCUUGGAAGUACACACCAAAGGGGAGCCAGAUUCUGCUUUAGCAUCUCAACUCAACAAGCAGUAUAUUAGUGGAAGACAUGCUCGCCUAGUCAAGGAGCAGCGGUUGGGCAGUGCCCUCCUUUCCAGACAUCAGUCCCUGGAGGAGGAGUUCGAGCGAGCGAAGGCCGCCGUUGAGUCAGAUACCGAAUUCUGGGACAAGAUGCAGGCCGAGUGGGAAGAGCUCGCUCGGCGGAACUGGCUGACUGAAAACGAGCAGGCACAGAUUCCCUCCUCCGUCUCUCCACAUGAGAAGGGCUACUACUUCCACACAGAUAAUCCUUAUAAAGACCUGCCUAACGCAUUCGAAGAGGGACAAAGGAAGUCACGAGAGGGAGACUUGCAAAACGCUGUGCUCUUGCUGGAAGGAGCCGUCUUGCAGGACCCUCAAGAUUCAGAGGCUUGGCAAGUGUUGGGGACAACACAGGCGGAAAAUGAGAACGAGCAGGCGGCGAUCGUCUCCCUCCAGAGGUGUUUGGAGCUCCACCCGAACAACCUCCCGGCCCUCAUGGCUCUGGCAGUGAGCCUGACCAACACCGGUAUGCGGAAUGACGCCUGCGAGGCGCUGCUGCGCUGGCUGCGUCACAAUCCGAAGACCAAGCAGCUGCUGAAGGGAAAGACCCACCUGGUGGCUUCCCCGAACUCCCAGCGCAAGAUGUCCACGGCUCCCAACGUGGGCAGAUACGAAAGCGCCCUGCUACCAGAGGUCAAGGAGCUCUUUCUGGAAGCAGUUCAGCACAACUCUGACAGCAUCGACCCGGAUUUGCAGACGGGGCUCGGAGUGCUCUACAACCUCAGCGGGGAGUUUAACAAAGCCGUCGAGGCCUUCAAUACAGCCCUGUCAGUGAGGCCCGAGGACUACUUGUUGUGGAACCGCCUGGGGGCCACACUGGCAAACGGGGACCGGAGUGAGGAAGCGGUGGAGGCUUAUACGCGAGCCCUGGAGCUGCAACCGGGGUUCAUCCGGUCCCGCUACAACUUGGGCAUCAGCUGCAUUAACCUGGGGGCACACAGAGAGGCAGCCAGUAACUUCCUGACCGCCUUGAGCCUUCAGAGGAAGAGCCGGAGUCGCCAGCAGUCCCACCAGGUGAUGUCUGGAAACAUCUGGGCUGCGCUGAAGAUAGCUUUAUCCAUGAUGGACCAGCCCGAACUCUUCCAGGCUGCAAAUAUUGGGGACCUGGAUCUUCUCAUGCGGGCCUUCAACCUAGACAUUUGAGGGACGGGAGGUAGUGACGAUAGCAUUUGCCCCUUUCGCCCUCCCCUUCAAUUUCUACCCAACAGAAAGGCCAAACUCAUCGGAAUAGAUUGAGUCUGAUGUCGGAGACAACAAUGUGGCUGUUAUGCACGUCAAGAUUAACCAGUCGUCAAACGUUGUUUCAUUUAGAGUACACGUUCUUCCGAGUGCUUGAAGUAACUGCUUUGUGAAGAAUUCGCACUGAAAUGUGUGGUUUCCCCGAAGAGCACAAGGACGGGCAAAGAUUGUACUGGCAAUGCCUUAGAGAACACAUCAAUUAAAAACGGAGUCAUCCAGCGGAACCGAGCUGAGACAGGCGGGCGGACAGUAGGAGGAUCUCACGCAGGAACCUCGCAUGCUGUUUGCAGAGAAAAGAUGAGGUUUGAGAAAUAAAUGAAAAGGUUUGUUAUCCAAUUACUUUCAAAGACUCAAGAUCGUCUCCCCCCCCCCCCCAAAAAAAAGCUCCCAAAAGGAUGGAUUUAGUGAGCAAAUGAUAAAGACUGCACCGUGUGACCUGGAGCUCCGAAUUCAGUCGCUGGCUCGUUUUUGUCACGUUGCGAAACAAUGCCGCUGCAUGAAUAAGCAUUUUCAUAGAUGGAUUCUUGUUUAAAAUGAACAUACUAGUAGAAGUUUUCCCUUUGCACACACAAACAGAUCUUCCUCAACCCAAACGGAAUGUGCAAGCCAGGUUGUAAAGCCUUACUCAAAAUGCAUGCCAACAACAAUAUUUCUAUUUAUACUCUUUUAAUGGCAAAGUGAACACACUAAGCAUUACAGGCUGGUUUGGAUUUCUUUAAAAAAAAACUGCCAUAUUCUGAACUUAAAAGCGUUUUGAGCUGUUAUAUUUUUCUUUUUGUUGUUUUAUUUUAUUUAUUUUUAUUUGGGGGGUGGGGGUGUUGGCUCCAAGCUUCUCUUUGUUCCCUUUCUGCUGACUGAGUGGAAAAAUACAAGCUCGGCAACAUUGAUCUGCAAAUCCUUCAUUAGUGUGGAAACUUUCAACAAAACAACAAGUUUUCACCGCUUUAGAAAUGUCUCUUUCCUCUUCUGUGAUGGCUUUGGUAACCCAAUUAUUUUAUUUACGAUAGUAUUUUCAAUAAAGCGCACUAUCCUAUCAGGGAGUGCACAUGUAGCUGCAAGCCGAGACUAUUUCCUCAUGCAGUUAUUUGUAUCCUCCACAGGCAACAAAGCUCAUACAUUGAAUUCAGUUAGUCUGCCUCAUCCAUAACGCAUGAUUAAUAUUUCUAUAUAAGCGCCGGCAGGAUGCCGCACACGUCUAUGAACUUUAAAUCACAUGAAAACAUUAAGAUGUGAAUCUAAAAAAACACCCGAUUUUACGGAACUAGUUACAAUCACCUCCACCAGAGAUGUCGUGUUUUUGGUCCGGUUUCUUUGUCCGCCAGCAGGAUGCUCUAAAAACGUCCCUGUUACUCCAACGCCAACAUUCCUGGGAUGCGCAGGAGAGCAAAUUAAAGAAGACGCGUCGCUCUGAAAAGCUGGGCACCUUUGUGUUUGUCGGUCGUGUCCCCGGUCGGGGUGUGCUGUAAAACAAAGUAGUAGAUCCUUUGCAAGAGGUCCUGCUUUUAUGUUGCCGUUCCGAAUGUUCAGUCCGCCUCGGUGGGCCAAAAUGCACGAGAGCUAUUCAUCAUCCCAACAGCCCGGAUGUCACGGCCUGUAUGAGAAGAAGCGUUUCAUCAGGAAACUGGUGGAGGGCAAAAACAAGUGCUCUUUUUUUAAGAGAGAACCGUGGUCGAUACACAUGCAGCGGCCUUCUAAAGGUCAGCCGUCAUGAUUUACAACAAUGCGACUUUGUGCAUCAACAAGUCCGCUGACAUUCAGUGUGUCCAGCUUUGUAAUCAGAUAGAAGCUUUAUUUCACGUUACACCGCAUGUGUUAUCUUUCAAACUCGCCGGGGGAUGAACUUUGAACCGUGUUCCAGCCGGGCCCAUUAACGCCAUCCGCAUAAACAAGUCAAAUACUGGAAACAUUUUUGGUCCCUGUAGUCCCCGUGGCCAACCGUGAUGUUUAAUAGAUCAAGGAGGCAGAGGAGCCCGGGGAGACGCAGCACAUAUGUGCACGCCACUAGCAAUCCGCAUCAGUCCACGGGGCUGACAGAGGGCUGCACGGCGCCAAUGAGGCCUAAAAGCAGAAGUGCACGCACACAUUUUUUUAUUAUGUUGAAAGAAUUCCUUUCUGGAACAAUAUGGGUGGUAUCCAGCAUUCCUCCUGUUGCAUAUUUCAUUGUCAUUCAAUUACUAAACACGUUAUUUGAAGCCGCACUAGCAGCACAAUGCCGAUCCUGUGGUUCAGAUUAAAUGUUGGAGAUGUUUGAUGGAUGACACAGAGGAUGACUAAUGCCGACUCUCUUAACUGUGGGACGGAUUGCCAUGACUUUUCGUUUACAGAGAUUCUCGCCCCGCCUCAGACGGGUAUAUGCUGAUCCCCCGGCACUUUUUUUGUUUGUUCGAACAGCAUCACCAUCAACCAAACGCCACCAAACAAGAUGUGUGCUGUGAUUUUCCCAAUCAACUGCAGUUUUUCUUAUGAGGUUGUAGGCCUUUUGCUUUUAUGCAUUUCAAGAGACUGUAGUUGUGUUAAAAAUUGAGAAGUGUAUUUUUUUAAAGAAAGUAAAUGUCUAGAUUAAAAUGUAAACGUCCUCAUGAUACUGCAGCGUAUUGAGAUGGGAUGCCUGGUGACAUAUUUAUAUUUGUAGAGCCUACCUACUGUACCUUCUCAGGUGAAUUGACCUAGCUUAACGCAUGCCCGUGAGGAACAGAUUGAGGCUGAUCGCAUGCUAGAGCCUCUAUAUUUAUUUUUCUGAAUGCAGUUUUUCACUUGUACGCAUGGAAAACAUGUCAGCGCUUUUCUUUGCUCCCACUAACGUAGAAAAGGGAAAUAUAUCCCGAGGUUCCCUUGCAAUAUUUUUACAAAGCACUUUUAAAAUCUGCAACCUUGACAAUUAAUUUAUGUAUUCAGUAAAUAUUCUACACAAAUAGCUUUUUCUUGCAUAGAACUAGGCAGCGUGCGCGGCGCGCGAGAGACCUAAUUCAUCCUACGAACGUGCACUUUCUUGAGCUUGAAUGCUGGUACAUUGCUAAAACUGGUUAAUCAUAGUUAUAUACCGUGGAACUUUUGUAAUUAUAGCUUCUGAAAAUGCUGAAUGUACUGGUAACACUUUCCAUGACCCCAGCCAGUAGAGCUCGCUCCCUGCUGUUGCCCUCUGCCCUUUGGUGUUCCUUGAUCAUCCACCACUUGAUCAACACCACAUCCAUGAAUUGUUUUGCACGCAUCCCUAAAGUGACUGUAAGAUAAGUCACAAAUAAAACGUUGUUUAAUUAUUGUUAUAUGUUAGAUGUGUCUAAGCAUUGCAGCUCCUUUAGUUCUGGUUACACAUGUAAACGGAACCAAACAACAAUCCAUGAUAAUAUGUUCAGUGCCACGUUCAUAUCAUUUUGCUCUGUUAAAAGUAGGGCGCUCCCAAAAUAAACAUGUUGAUCAUGAAUAAAUACAGACAUAUUUAACCAUUAAAUAAUCCAAAAGCGUAUGAUUAUCAUUAUAUACUUUAAAAUACAAUUUUUAAAUAAUAAAAUUCCUCUGCAAUUCAAUCGCUUAUUCUUUGUAAUGAAACUUUUUAAUAAAUCCUACUAUUUUAGUGCUUAAUUAUUAUAUGUAUAUGACAUUAUUAAUUGUAUUUAUGAAAUUUGAUCUUAUUUUAGAGUAGUUCAAGUAGGGACAAUAUGGCCUUAAAUUAUUCAAAUGUGAGAAAUUUACAGAGAAAUUUAAGACAUUUUGCAAUACAGACGCCAUGAGCGCUCCUGAUCUAUACAGCUUCGUGAGCGUGAUGCUAUCAAUGUAGUUCUUCAGUGGCUGGGGUUCAUAAAGGUUAUCAGUACAUGUUGUGUACAUUUCUUUCUUCAAUCCUACAGUUUGUUCGGGUUUAUUUAUUGAUGAAUCAGACAUGUAUGAACAAAAUUAUACUUUGAUGAAUGAUCGUAGAAGAUUAUAUACUUUAAAUGCAGUAUGAAUAACUUCACCACUUACUAUAAGGCAUAUUACUCUCCCUGUAUAAUCACGAGGAAAGCAUUAGCACCUUUAAAAUAUACAAUAUCAAAGUACUCUUUUUAAAUAAACUUGUUAUAUAUUCUA
Gasterosteus aculeatus aculeatus (three-spined stickleback) is the source of this 6279-nucleotide messenger RNA. It is a transcript of the gene pex5la, whose product is annotated as peroxisomal biogenesis factor 5-like a. Gene Ontology annotation, molecular function: protein binding. Gene Ontology annotation, cellular component: cytosol; peroxisomal membrane. NCBI's taxonomy places the organism in Eukaryota, Metazoa, Chordata, Actinopteri, Perciformes, Gasterosteidae. The record is from RefSeq and is a predicted model, not a curated record. Gene Ontology annotation, biological process: protein import into peroxisome matrix, docking.